GUCCAAAAUAGCAAUAAAUACACAUUUCUUAACUGAAUUGACAAUUUUAAUAUGUCUAAAUUUUAUAAUAGAGAACUGCUUUUAUAAAAGAGGUGUCCGAUUUAAUUACAAGAUUUGUCAUUUAAAAAUUCCUCGACUGUAUAGUAGGCUUUUUCAACUAAUAAUGCUAACAGACGCUUCUUAAAAGUCUUUAUCGGUAGUGAUUUAAGACGACUCGGAACCUUGUUGAAUAUUCUGUGAGCCAUCCCAAAGAAGCUACUACUAACAUGUAUGGUUUUAUAAGAAGGAGCGCAAAUCCUAUUCCAGUGGCGAUGAUUUCUUUCAGGGUUCCUUUCUGAGAGUGUCGGAAACAGAGAAUUGUUACAUAACACAAAAACAGCUACUUCAUAAAUGUACAGCGAAGGCAGAGUCAGGAUUUUCAUGCUUCUCAUCUCAUCAUCCCUAUUAGGUGGCGGACAUCCUUAUUUUGUGAUAACAGUCUAAGGCACAUAUAUUUGAUCUAGUCUUGAGCAUAGUUAGAAAAGGAUGUCGCUGUAUAUAGCACAUAGCGAUAUCCUUUUUUAACUGUACUCAAGUAAAGAUCAACACUUAGUUGUCAUUCUGUAAUACGGGCCUAAGAAAGUACAUUCCACAAAGUAUGUACGGCCUGCGACCGUUUUAUUUUUGCUACAUAGUAAACGUAAUCGGAGACAACAUUGCAUGAUUAUCUAUGAUAAUGUGGUACUAUGGUACCGACAGUUAGUAGGCACCAGUGGGAGGGGUAAAUGCUGUGUUUUUCAUUAGACUCUGCUUAUGGGUGGGUGAAAAUGGACUAUUUACUGUUAAUUUAGUAUUCAACGUGGAAACUACUAACUUUGAGGUUUUGAAAAAGAUUGUUUCAUUGUGGAAAUUAACUCAUGUAUAUGGAAAGAACACUUGUCGCAUUAAAAAUCUUUAUUUUGUCCUUUACAAAUCACUUAACUUACAACUUUUUUGACGACCUCCGUGGCCGAGUGGUAUGGACGCCGGGUUUCAAAGUGUUGCCAACUCGAGAGCUCCCGGGUUCGAGUCCUGAUCGGGGUAGAUGUUUGUGUGAUAAAUACGAACAUUUAUUUGUACUCCAGUCAUGGAUGUUUAAUAUAUAUUUCUAUAUAAAUAUACCUAUAUAUAUGUAACAUUAUAUGUAUUCUAUCCGUUACCCUGGUAUCCCAUAACACAAGCCUUACAGCGUUUUCUUCGAGGCUAGGCUAAUUGGUGUGUGUUAAAAAAAAUAUUGUUUUUGUAUUGGACGCUCACGGGACUAGCUUGACCAUGGACAUAUGAUUUUACCAUUUAUGAUUACAGAACGUUAAAGAAUCACAUAUUUUAUAUAUUUUCAAUAUUAUAAACUCUCCAAGGGAAAUAAUAAUAUCAUUAUCUAGUUGGGACCAUCUCUCAUGCCAAAUGAGAGCUGGCCGAGUCUCCCGUCACGCCUGCAUCAAUGACGUCAUCCGUGGAGCUCUUGUCGCAGUCAACGUGCCAGCAAUCCUUGAGCCUAGCGGCAUCUUUCGUGCCGAUGGCAAGAGGCCUGACUUGAUGACGCUCAUUCCUUGGAAGCUGGGUCGCCCUCUUUUAUGGGAUGCUACUUGCGCGGAUACGCUUGCUCCGUGCCAUACAGGUAGUAGCUCCCUUGCUGCGGGCGCGGCGGCGGCCUCUGCUAAAUGUUCCCAGCGGCGUAAAUAUUCAGGUCUCAAUGAGAACUAUAUAUUUGUGCCGUUUGGUGUUGAGACUAUGAGCCCAUGGGGUCCAAGCGCUCGUUCAUUUUUUACAGGAAUUAUCAAAGAGACUCACCGAAGUGACUGUUGAUCAAAAGGCUGGCAGCCAUCUUGAUCAACGGAUCAGCCUUGCCAUUCAACGUGGCAAUACUGCCAGCCUAUUGGAUACCAUUCCUGACGGCGGCACUGGAGGAUACAUAUUUUUUAUUUUGUAAAUUAGAUAUUAUUCGUGUGUAGAUUAAGGUAAUUUGGUUCAGAUUUUAUACAUUAGUUAGUUUUUUAAGUUGUUGUAAUUUGAUGUUCUAUAUAUUGUAAUGCUGUAAAAUAAAGAUAACCUAUUAUCCAAAGAGAACAAUCUGAAGAAGACGUCAAUUAAACAGAAACACAGAAAUAGUGCCAAAAACCAAAAUAAUGUUCUCCAUAAAAUAAACUGGAUACCAAAUAAAAAUGAUUUUUAAUCUGAAGAUGAAUAAAUAGUCCUGCCUCAAAUAAAACAGUUCCAGAAUCAACUGGCUUAUAUAAUAAAAAUAUGUUCUGAUAUCCUUUACUUGCUCCAUUACAUAGAACAAUGUCUGGAACUGAACACUUCGCUCAAUUUACAAAAAUCAGACCGCAACAUCAAUAUAUGCGACAAAAUGCCUUGUAUUCGCACCCUGAAGAUACCAUUUAUGAGCCAAAGAACGAAACUUUAUAUGAAGAUGGUCUAGAAAAUGAAGCAAAUGUUAGCUGUGCAAUUCACGAAGACAGUUCAAAAGACUCGGGUAGUACACUCGAUAGUAUCUGCGAUGAGUACUCUGUCGGUACACCGGAAUCAGAAUCAAAACAGGCUAUUAAUGAUAGACUUAAAACCUUAAUAAAUAUUCUUAAAGAUGAUUUUAAUCCAGAAAAUGUCGAUCUUUCAUAUAUUUAUGACCCAUCGAUUGAAAACAUCCAAACUGAUGACACUAGCUCCACUAUUAAAACAUCAAAACAACCACAAUUUAUUAUAAAUGACGAAGAUCAUAAAGUUCCACGUAUGGACUGGGACAAUUAUCAUCGCCUUGACGUUAUACACACAUUUAUGGAUGAUUUGGAACGUGAUUACCCUUCAAUUUGUACAUCUGGUUCGAUUGGCAAGUCGGUAGAAGGUAGAGAUUUAAAGAUUCUUAAGAUCUCCAAUAGUGACGCUACCAACAGCAGUGUCUGGAUCGACGCCGGCAUUCAUGCCCGAGAGUGGAUAGCUCCCGCAGUGGUCACUUACAUUGCCAACCACAUUGCAAAGAAUUUCUCUGAUAUGCCACCAAGUGUCACUAAUAAAGAUUGGUACUUCCUUCCAGUAGUGAACCCCGAUGGAUACGAAUAUUCCCAUACUGUUGACCGCAUGUGGCGGAAGAGUAGGGCAUGGUAUGGUGGAGAAUGUGUUGGGGUAGACCUCAAUAGAAACUUCAGCUGUGGCUGGGGUGGUAAAGGAUCGUCAGGAGCUCCCACAAGUGUUUUCUAUCGCGGAGCUCAACCUUUCUCAGAACCAGAGUCAUCCGCUGUUAGAGAUAUGUUGAUGCAUGCUGGUAUUUCCUUCAAGGUGUACAUUACUCUGCACAGCUACGGUCAAGUUAUCAUAUUCCCCUUCGCGCACAAAGAGGCAUUGUGUCCUGAUUAUAUUAGAUUGCUUGAAGGUGCAACUGUUAUGUCAAAGGCGAUCCACGAUAGCAGUGGUAAUACGUAUAAAGUCGGCGUUUCUAGAGACGUAAUGUAUGGUGCGUCUGGUACAAGCAAUGACUUUAGCUAUGGCGUAGCUGGUAUACCAUAUUGUUAUCUGAUAGAACUCAGAAGUAAGCAACACAAAUUUAAAUUACCUAAAGAGGAGAUCGAAGAAACAGGAGAGGAGAUAAGGUUAAUCUUUCUAGCUUUAACAAUUUGGAAAGAGGAACACAGCACAAUGGAUAUCAUGGUUGAGGGUCCUCGCGCUGGCCAAGUAGCAGGCAUGCUGCAUGAAAGAGAGAUACCAUACUCGAUUGCCAUCGCAGACGUGGGAUUGAUGGUGGCAAGAGAGCGAGGGGGCACUUCAUCGAAAGUUCAGUCGCCAACAUUAAGCUCCACUCAGAAUCGUUAUGGGAUGGACUGGAAAAAUUACUACAGAUUGAGCGCUAUCUACAAUUUCAUGGACAAUCUGGCUGCCGAAUUUCCGUAUUUGUGCACUAUUAAAGUUAUUGGACAGUCUGCUGAAGGGCGCGAUAUACGGUUAUUGAAAGUGUCCAACGGUAAGAACGGAAAUUCCGGCGUGUGGUUGGACGGAGCCAUUCACCCUCGAGAAUGGAUCAGCACCGCCGUGGUCACUUUCAUCGCGAACAACCUCGUGCGCACCUUCCACGAACAACCGGACAGCGUCACCAAUAAAGACUGGUACAUACUGCCAGUGUUGAACCCAGACGGAUACGAGUACACACAUACGCACGAUCGAAUGUGGCGUAAGAAUCGGGCAAAGUACGGCGAGUGCGUAGGAGUGGACCUGAACAGAAAUUUCAGCUAUGGUUGGGGUGAGAAGGGAGAGGAAGGUUCAUCAGAAGAUCCUGGGAAUAUCUUCUACAGAGGUCCGAAGCCAUUUUCAGAGCCAGAAACAUUGGCUGUAAAGAAAACUAUACUGGAGUCGGAGACAACGUUCAAAGCGUUCCUGUCAUUCCAUAGUUACGGCGAGGUGAUCAUAUUCCCAUGGGGAUAUACUGCUGACCCCUGUCCUGACUACGUGGAGCUACUGGAAGGAGGCACUGCAAUAGCUAAGGCAAUCCACGGUUCCAGCGGUCGCACUUACAAAGUGGGCAGCACUAAAGACUUGAUGUACUACGCAUCUGGCAACAGCAUCGACUGGAGCUACGCUGUCGCUAACAUACCAUACUCCUACAUGAUAGAACUUAGGGCGAAGAAACACAGGUUCCUUCUGCCCAAAGAAGAGAUAGUAUCCACUGCCACAGAAGUGUACUACGGGGUCAUGAGGCUGAUGGAUUUCAUUGACAGGAGGUGUAAAAGUAGCGGCGCGUGUGUAUGCCCGAAAUAACCAAUUUAUUUUAGAUUAAAUUCUCAAUGCUAUUUGUAAUGUGUACUCUAAUUAUAAUUUUAUUUUAUUAGGACAAGACUGACAGUAAUCAUGUAAUUUUGUAACUUUUAAUAAAAUCAUUAUGGUAAACAAAAACA
This is a messenger RNA of Chilo suppressalis (striped riceborer), 4898 nucleotides long. The record is from the annotation of a GenBank genome assembly. NCBI's taxonomy places the organism in Eukaryota, Metazoa, Arthropoda, Insecta, Lepidoptera, Crambidae.